Messenger RNA from Perognathus longimembris pacificus (Pacific pocket mouse), 1197 nucleotides. It is a transcript of the gene Nhlrc1, whose product is annotated as NHL repeat containing E3 ubiquitin protein ligase 1. Gene Ontology annotation, biological process: negative regulation of translation; proteasome-mediated ubiquitin-dependent protein catabolic process; protein polyubiquitination. The transcript has a single exon. The record is from RefSeq and is a predicted model, not a curated record. Lineage: Eukaryota; Metazoa; Chordata; Mammalia; Rodentia; Heteromyidae. The coding region runs from base 1 to 1197 and encodes 398 amino acids. Gene Ontology annotation, molecular function: protein binding; translation repressor activity; ubiquitin protein ligase activity.
AUGGGGGAAGAGGAGGCGGCCCGCGGGACCCGGCGGGAGCUGCUGCCCGAGCUGGUGCGCGAGGCCGACACCAGCUUGCUGGAGUGCAAGGUGUGCUUUGAGAGGUUCGGCCACCGCCAGCAGCGGCGCCCGCGCAACCUGCCCUGCGGACACGUGGUGUGCCUGGCCUGCGUGGCCGCCCUGGCGCACCCGCGGACGCUGGCCCUCGAGUGCCCCUUCUGCCGGCGAGCCUGCCGGGCCUGCGACACCAGCGACUGCCUGCCGGUGCUGCACCUGCUGGAGCUCCUGGGUUCCACCCUGCACCAGGCCCCGGCCGCUCCGAGCGCCGCCCCGAGCACCCCCGGGACCCUCACCUGCCAGCACGCGUUCGGCGGAUGGGGGACCCUGGUCAACCCCACGGGGUUGGCCCUGUGUCCCAAGACGGGACGGGUUGUGGUGGUGCACGAUGGCAAGAGGCGGGUUAGGAUCUUUGACUCCGCGGGUGGCUGUGCCCAUCAAUUUGGAGAGAAGGGGGAGGCCGCGCAGGACGUGAGGUACCCACUGGACGUCACGGUCACCAACGACUGCCACGUGGUGCUCACCGACGCCGGCGAUCGCUCCCUCAAAGUAUUCGAUUUCUUUGGGCAGAUCAAGCUGGUUAUCGGAGGCCAGUUUUCCUUGCCUUGGGGUGUGGACACCACCCCUCAGAACGGGCUGGUGGUCACGGAUGCUCAGGGCGGGUCUCUGCACCUCCUGGAAGUCGACUUCGCGGAUGGGGUUCUUCGGAGAACCGAGAGGCUGCAGGCGCAGCUGCGCAACCCCCGCGGGGUGGCCGUGUCGUGGCUCUCUGGGGCCAUGGCGGUCCUAGAGCAUCCCUCGGCCCUGGAGACCGGGCCCUGCAACACAAGGGUGAAGGUGUUCAGCUCUACCAUGCAGCUGAUCGGCCAGGUGGAUACCUUCGGGCUGAGCCUCUUCUUCCCCUCCAGAAUAACCCUGUCGGCCGUGACCUUUGACCACCAGGGCCAUGUGAUCGUGGCAGACACUGCAGGCCCAGCCAUCCUGUGCUUGGGGAAACCUGAGGAGUUUCCAGUACUGAAGCCCAUGGUCACUCACGGGCUCUCUUAUCCUGUGGCACUGGCCUUUACCAAGGAGUACUCUCUUCUUGUGCUGGAUACCGCAUCGCAUUCUAUAAAAGUCUAUAAAGCAGACUGGGGGUGA